Molecule: messenger RNA, 1875 nt
Organism: Huiozyma naganishii CBS 8797
Lineage: Eukaryota; Fungi; Ascomycota; Saccharomycetes; Saccharomycetales; Saccharomycetaceae
Gene: NDC1
Product: Ndc1p
Exons: 1
Coding region: 1-1875 (624 amino acids)
Biological process (GO): spindle pole body localization; nuclear pore organization
Cellular component (GO): nuclear pore transmembrane ring; spindle pole body
Molecular function (GO): spindle pole body-nuclear membrane anchor activity
Source: RefSeq, a predicted model, not a curated record
AUGGAGUCGCAUAGUGUUGUUAACGCACGGUUCAGCUACCAUGCCAUCUUCAGCGAUAUCUGUAAGACUAGGUUUAACCAUCUAGUGAGGCGGUUGUUUUUGACGACCACGGUAUUGCAAGCUGUUGCCGUGCAGCUGCUGACAAACGCGUUUGCGUCGCCGUUGGAGAGUGCGUUGCUUGUUGUGCCCAAGAUGCUUGCGCUAUAUGUGGCUGCUCUGCUGAUUAUAAUAACGAGGAAGAACUAUCUACAUGUGAGAUCUCUUGGUUACUCUACCGUUUCGACGCAAGCUUUGGGCCAGAUAUUUUUGUUCCGGUUUACCGUGUAUCAGCUGAUAUUUUCUGUCAGCAGUUUUGCAACCGCAUUGGCCAUUGGGGACUGUCUCGGGCUCUCGUCAGGCUCGCCUGUUGCGUACAAUGGGUCAUUGUAUGGACAAUUCUACAGACUGUACGUCUGGUUGUUGAUCCCAACAAUUUACAAUCUGCAACAUAACUUGUUUGAUUUGGAUAAAUUGAGCUUUAAUUUCGUGAGACAGUUUCAACCGCCUCAGACGUACAUAGCGUCCAAUCUAACAAAGAUGGUUUUCAAGUCUCUAUUUCUGUCUGGCCUUUUAACUGUGCUAUCUCCGUUUGCGUUUGCCCUUUUGGCACCCGUUUGGUACACUGGUAUUUUGUCAGCACUCAAAUUGGCCGUUUUGUCAUUCCUGGUCAUCUUGCAUUUCGAGUUUGUCAAUAUAUCAUUUGACGCACAUUUGUCCAUUGGCUGUUUGCAUAAGGGUAAGCCCAUCUCGUCGUUGUCCUCGACGCCUAUUGAGACGCUUGUCAGUGGGCUAGCGUCGAAGAAACCGUUCACGAAGCUGACUGCCUUCCAAGAGCUGUCCUACAGAGCCACUUUGCUAGAUCCAUCUUUACGAUUACCAAUUUACGAAAACUCACAUAGAGGCACCAACAUGUGGCCAGUUAUUAUGAAGGAAUGUUUAGCAGUCAUCCAAGAGACUAACGAGACGGUCGGGAAAUAUUUGACCACUGUGGAGAGAACUUUACAAGGAACUAGUAAGCAUGAGCGUUUAAACCCAACCCCAGAGUUUUCAAAUGAACCUCUCUUUGGCAACUCGCCGUCCUUGUCGAAGCGUGGCUUCCGUGAUGAUCACAACCUCAAUUCCGAUGUGGUACCGAAUGGUAUGGGAUACCGCACUAUGCCCCUACGCGAUGAAAAUAUCUUUCUUAACAAAUAUGAUCGCCUCAAGCGUAACGAUAUCAAUAGCGCUAUAUACAGGGACGAAUUUUUGUCUCCAAGGUACAUUGACUCUCAACACUCUGUGAACGACACCAUAUUCACUCACAAUACAAAAAUCUCCAAGUUGAUAUCUCUGAUAUCCAAUAGGUUACAAAGAGUGAUGACCAAUUUUUUCUUCCCAUCCACCUUGCCGAUUGAUGGUAUCAUGGGGAACAAAAUGCAACUAUCCGUGUUCGAGGCCUGGUGUCUAUCCAAGAGUCGACAAGCGGAAAAACUUGUGCCCCUGUCAAUAUGCCAUGCAGAAAGCGUUGUUUCGUUGAUGGGGUUCCUAAUAAACGGACUGGAGGAAUCGCCAAGAGGCCACGUCGUAGCAUCUGUAGGUGACGUGUUGAAGCAAUUGGUAAGAUCUGUUGGUAUCUUGGGCAGGUUCUCGGACUGGAAUCCAGAUGUGCAACGUAAGAGUGGCACUACGAACAAGGAAGAUGAUAACUCAUUGGAUGUUAUUUCCAUACUGUACGAGUUGUCCAUCAAUGCAUUUUUGGAGAUCGUGUUAAAGUACGGCGUGCUACUAAACGACGUCCACCUGGAUGAUGAUGUGGUCAAGUUGAGCAAGUGGGUAUUGGACAUGUGUGACGCAUGA